CGUUAAUGAUCUGUCUUUAAGUACUUUCAUUAUGCUAAGAAUCCUCACAACUUGCUCGCGCUUGAACUCGCUGACUUUACCAAUUCGACGUUUCGAAUUCGCGAAUGCAAUAAAUAGUCGAUUUGUUGUUAUUUUUAAUUGGAUACAUGCAACCAACAGCAACAACUUAUCCGACAAGGAGAAGAAUCAGGAUGCACCGGGAAGUAGCAAACGGAAGAGAAAUAACAGCAAUGGAUUUGCUAGUAGCCCUCCUUCAAAGAAGGCAGACAACAAGCUUACAAAGCCAAAGGCAAUUUCUAAGACUCCUUCCCCAGGCACAAAGCUUUCUUCAAAGCUAAAAGAAGCCACUCCAAAAAGUAAACCAAGUAAACUUUCACCUGGAGCAACCAAUAAAAAGAGAAAAUUAACUACUUCAAAAACAAAAAAGAAAGACAAAGUUAAAAAUGUGAACGGAGCUGAAACAAUGAAAAAUGCUGAAGUAGAAAAUGAUACAGUUGAAAUUGAUCAAGAAAAAGAAGAAUCUGUUCUUUCAAAAGUAAAACUUACCUCUGAUAAGGAAACAAAAACAAAGAAUACUGUGAAAAAGAAACGAGCCAGAAUAAUUCAAUCACUUGAUUCAAGUGACGAUGAGGAUCACUUACCAUUAUCCGAAAGUCCAAAAAAGGAAUCGGAAGCUAAUGAUGAAGAAAAGGAGAUUGAAAGCACAGACGAGAGUAAUGAAAUAAAAAAAAAUGCAUCAGAUAAUGAAACAAACCAAAAUAUUUUGGAUAAUAAGGAGAAGAUUGAAAAUCCGAAGAAGGAGCAUACACCAGAAAAGAAGUCACAGACUACUUCUAAAAAAACGCAUAGUUUUUUCACAUCUAAGCAAAAAGACACAAAGGAUAAUAAAGCAGAAGUAAAAAGUAGUAACCAAUCUUAUAAUCCCAGCAUAUCUGGUUACCAUCCGAUAAACAAUGCGUGCUGGAAACAAGGAGAUAAAACUCCAUACAACGCCUUCACGCGUACUUUGGAACUUAUCGAAGAGACAAGUGCAAGAUUGAAGAUAGUAGAAAUAUUGUCAAAUUACUUCCGAUCUGUCAUAGUCUUAAGCCCUGUAGAUUUAUUGCCAAGUGUGUACCUGUGCCUUAAUCAGUUAGCACCAGCAUACGAAGGAAUUGAGCUUGGCGUUGCUGAUAUGAAUCUAAUGAAGGCGAUAGCACAAUGCACCGGUAGGACAUUGGCACAAAUUAAAGCUGAUGUCCAGGAGGUUGGCGAUUUGGGAAUUGUAGCAGAAAAUAGCAGAUCCAAUCAGAGAACUAUGUUUCAGCCCGCACCGUUGACAGUUUCCGUUGUGUACUCUAAACUAAAGGAGAUCGCACAGAUGACGGGUCACGCGUCUCUGGCAAAAAAAUUAGACAAGAUUCAGACGCUGUUUGUGGCAUGUCGCAAUACAGAAGCAAGAUACCUUAUUAGAUCAUUGGCUGGAAAACUUCGCAUCGGUUUGGCCGAACAAUCUGUUCUGCAAGCGUUGGCUCUAGCUUGUGCUAUGACACCGCCAGAACAGGAUUAUCCACCAGAAAUUUUGAAUGCGAGCAAAAAAAUGUCAAGCGAUCGUUUUAAAGAGAAAUAUGAUGAAAUAGCACUUAUACUAAAAACAACGUAUUGUGAAUGUCCGAAUUACAAUCUCAUAAUUCCCGUUUUACUGGAGGAUGGAGUUCAUAUCUUGCCGAGCAAGUGUAAGCUCACUCCUGGAAUACCUUUGAAACCCAUGUUGGCACAUCCUACCAAGGGUGUACAAGAAGUCCUGACACGAUUUGAGAAUUUAAAAUUCACAUGCGAGUGGAAAUAUGAUGGAGAGAGAGCACAGAUACAUGUCGCGGACAACGGAACCGUCAAUAUCUAUAGUCGAAAUCAAGAAAACAAUACUAGCAAGUAUCCGGAUAUCAUUAAGCGAUUCAAGAAUACUCGCGGUGACUUGGUGAAGAAUUGUAUACUUGAUUGUGAGGCAGUCGCCUGGGAUAAUGAGCAAAAACAGAUUCUACCGUUUCAAAUACUUAGCACGAGAAAGCGAAAGGAUGCCAAUGAGGAGGAUAUCAAGGUACAAGUAUGUGUAUUUAUGUUCGAUCUGUUGUACUUAAACGACGAGCCGUUGGUGAAGGAACCCUUUGCAAAACGUCGCGAGUUGCUGAAGCAGCAUUUCAAGGAGGUAGAAGGUGAAUGGAAAUUUGCCAAUAGCAUGAACACUACAACGAUGGAGGAGGUUCAAGUCUUCUUGGACGAGUCUGUGAAAGGAAAUUGCGAGGGUUUAAUGGUAAAGACAUUAGAAGAAGAUGCAACAUAUGAGAUAGCAAAGCGAUCAAGAAAUUGGUUGAAGCUGAAAAAAGAUUAUUUGGACGGUGUGGGUGAUACGCUCGAUGUGGUUGUAAUCGGUGGUUACAUCGGCAAAGGAAAGAGAACAGGCACUUACGGUGGCUUCCUUUUGGCUUGUUAUGAUCAAGAAAACGAAGAAUAUCAGAGCAUUUGUAAGAUUGGCACAGGCUUCAAGGAGGAAGAUCUUGAGAACCAUACAAAGUUCUUCAAGGAUCAUGUGAUACCCCAGACGAAAUCGUACUAUCGUUUCGACAGCAGUCAUGAGCCCGAUCAUUGGUUUGAACCAGUUCAAGUAUGGGAGAUUAAAUGCGCCGAUCUCUCCCUAUCACCAGUUCACAGAGCAGCUACCGGAAUAGUUGAUCCGGAAAAGGGUAUAUCCUUGAGAUUUCCGCGAUUUAUUAGAAUACGUGAGGAUAAAAACUGUGAAGAGGCCACUUCCGCUCAGCAGGUGGCAGAUAUGUACAAUAAUCAAGAACAGAUCAAAAAUAAAACAUCGACGAAAGCUACGGAGGAAGAUUUCUAUUAAAAUUUUUCUUUUAUUUAUUUAUCUGCAUAUUCAAAUUAAUCUGAUCUUGGUAUGUAUUUUUAUAUUAAUUAUGAUUUUACAAGGGCUACUGUGUAAAUAAAAUGCAUCAUUGUAUGACGUAGCAUUAAAAUUAUUAUGACUAUGA
Molecule: messenger RNA, 3020 nt
Organism: Nylanderia fulva
Lineage: Eukaryota; Metazoa; Arthropoda; Insecta; Hymenoptera; Formicidae
Gene: DNAlig1
Product: DNA ligase 1
Biological process (GO): DNA recombination; Okazaki fragment processing involved in mitotic DNA replication; lagging strand elongation
Cellular component (GO): mitochondrion; nucleus
Molecular function (GO): DNA ligase (ATP) activity; DNA binding; ATP binding
Source: RefSeq, a predicted model, not a curated record